This is a messenger RNA of Ylistrum balloti, 3580 nucleotides long. RefSeq lists its product as uncharacterized. Gene Ontology annotation, molecular function: nucleic acid binding. The annotation marks the transcript as partial. NCBI's taxonomy places the organism in Eukaryota, Metazoa, Mollusca, Bivalvia, Pectinida, Pectinidae. The transcript is spliced from 2 exons. Gene Ontology annotation, biological process: DNA integration. The record is from RefSeq and is a predicted model, not a curated record.
AUGGAUACAGGAAACACACAAGGAACGCCAAAAAUGAAUUGGGAUGCGCCCGACCUCGUGGUGGCAUGGGAAACAUUUAAAAACCACGUUGACUUUUGGUUUAAAGGACCACUUUCAAAGAAAAACGUGGAAGAAAGAUGCAACUACCUCAUGAUUUGGGUAGGAGACAAAGGUAGGGACAUAUAUACCACAUGGACACUGACAAAUGAUGAAAAAAAAUCACUCACGGCAUUAACUGAAAAGUUUGAAGCACAUGUUCGUCCAAAAACAAACAAGAUAUUCUCUAGAUACAAGUUCCAGUGUAGAACACAACGAGAAGGGGAAACAUUUGAACAGUUUCUUACAGAUUUACAUUUGUUGGCCAGAGACUGUGCGUAUCAGGAGAAAGAUAAUAUGAUUCGUGAUGCAAUUGUAUUUGGUAUGCUGGAUCACAAAGUCCGAGAGAAAUAUAUCAACGAGGGUUCAGAUUUAACCUUAGAUACUGCAGUAAAUUUUGCAAGAACUUGUGAGUUGUCAAAAGCUCAGUUACAGAAAAUGGAAAAAUCGGUAAACGCGAUCAAGAAAGACCAGAGUCAAAAGUGUAAACCGAAUGCGCCGUCAGCUAAGUACUCGAACGCGCCGCCCAGAUACAAGGGAGAUCACUCUAACCGCAAUGGUGACAAAACGUGCAGAAAGUGUGCGAGACAACAUCCACCAAGGAAUUGCCCUGCAUUCGGAAAAAAAUGCAUGAAAUGUGGCAAAAUGAACCACUUCGCUACUGCAUGUUUAGCAAAAGGUAAGAACAAUCCUCAGAAAAACUGUAAUGUGGUUGAAAUUGAUACAGAAGAUGAACUUUUCGUCGGAAUGAUAAGUGAAAGUCUGGAUGUAAACAAUGUCGAGAAUUCAGAGUGGGUAGAAACUGUAGUUGUCAACGAACACCCAGUAACAUUUCAGUUAGAUACAGGGGCCAAAUGUAAUGUGUUGUCGAGGAGACUGUAUGAAAAGUUGAGCAACAAGCAACUACAGCCAUGUAAAACACUGCUACGUUCAUAUUCAGGGCAUCAGAUAAAGUGUAUCGGAACAACACAUAUGUGUUCCUAUAAAAACAAGCCUGAACAGAAAGUACAGUUCUAUGUUGUUGACAUGAACGCUCAAGCAGUAUUAGGAGCUUCUACUUGCCAGGAACUAGGUCUCAUUAAACGGAUACACUCAAUACAAACUUCAGCAGGAAAAGUACCCGCAGGGAUUGAUGAAGGAUUCGAGGACCUAUUCUCAGGACUAGGAUGCUUGCCAGGAGAGCACUCCAUUAAGCUUGAUAAAUCUGUUACGCCAGUAGUACACCCCCCAAGGAGAGUACCUAUAUCGCUAAGAGAUAAAGUCAAAGAUGAACUGGACCGCAUGGAGAACCUGGGAGUUAUAUUAAAACAGGAAGAACCCACUGAAUGGGUUAACUCCCUUGUGACAGUCCUGAAACCUAAUGGGAAACUGAGGUUAUGUAUUGACCCGUGUGAUCUGAAUAGAGCUAUACAACGAGAACAUUUUCCACUCAAAACUAUUGAGGAGGUGGUUUCAAGGAUGCCCGGAGCUAAGAUUUUCAGUAAAUUAGAUCUUACUUCAGGAUUUUGGCAGUUAAAAUUGGACGAGUACAGCUCAAAGUUGUGUACCUUUAACUCUCCAUUUGGAAGGUACCGGUUCACCCGGCUGCCCUUUGGAGUCAAGUCAGCCCCCGAAGUAUUUCAACGGGUAAUAACAGAAAUGGUAUCAGACCUUGAAGGGACAGAAGCCAUAGUUGAUGAUAUAUUGACGGAACAAUGGGGAACCACCAAAGAGGAACAUGAUCACAGGCUACAGAGAGUGCUGGAACGGGCACAUGAGUACAAUGUAAAACUUGGCCAAGACAAGUGUGUAAUAGGUCAGACAGAGGUCACCUAUGUGGGACAUUUAUUGACUAAGAAUGGGGUGAAACCUGACCCCGAGAAGGUGAGAGCAGUACAAAAUAUGGAGAAACCAAUCAAUGUAAAAGAGCUCCAAACCCUAAUGGGUUUCGUGCAGUACCUACAUAAGUUUUUACCAAGACUAGCAGAGGUCAGUGCACCACUACGAAGUCUUCUUGAGAAAAAGACUGAAUGGCAUUGGGAGAAACAACAGGAAGAAGCGUUUCAAACUCUAAUACAGAUUGUUUCAGCUGCACCUGUACUACAGUUCUAUGAUAGCAGUAAACCACUUACCCUCUCAGUGGAUGCCAGUAGCAAAGGGCUAGGUGCUGUUCUGGUACAAGAGGAAAAACCGGUCGCAUAUGCCUCGAGGGCACUCACCACUACACAGCAAAAAUACUCACAAAUAGAAAAAGAAACGUUGGCAAUUCUGUUUGGUUGCGAGAAAUUUCAUGAAUACGUGUAUGGGCGACAAGUUACCGUGGAGUCAGACCACAGACCCCUACAGGCAAUAUUCAAAAAACCAAUUCUACAAACACCUCCGAGGUUACAGAGAUUGUUAUUAGCUAUGCAACGUUAUGAUGUGGAAGUCGUUUACAAGCCAGGAAAGCUCAUGUUUUUAGCAGACCAUCUGAGUCGUGCAUACUUGAAAGAAACAAAAGAAGUUUUGGUUCCAGACUUACAGGUUAAUGAAAUUCAUCUGACUGCAUAUUUACCUGUUUCACCAGAGAAAUACAAACAACUCAAAGAGGCUACAGCUACAGAUGAUGAGUUACAGAAGUUACAGGAUAUUGUUCUGUACGGAUGGCCAGACAACAAGGUGGACGUACCAGCUGAGCUACGUUCAUAUUGGACCUUUUGCGAUGAAAUAUCGUGCAUUGAUGGGCUCAUGUACAAAUCUCAUAAACUCGUAGUGCCCAGGUCUAUGAAAAAAGAAAUGUUGGACCUUAUUCACUCUUCUCAUCUUGGUGUAGUGAAAUGUAAGAACAGAGCAAGGGACAUACUCUUCUGGCUAGGCAUGUCACGAGACAUUGAGGACCGAGUCAACUCAUGUGAGAUAUGUGCCAAGCAUAAUAACGCAAACCAUAAGGAGCCAAUGAUCGCGACAGAGUUGCCCAUUAGGCCAUGGUCUAAAAUAGGUGUGGACCUGUUUGACUACAAUAAUGAAUCGUACCUAAUGACCGUGGAUUAUUUUUCAAAAUGGCCAGAAAUUGUGAGACUUGAAUCUACUACCGCAAAGUGUGUCAUCAGUCACAUGAAAAGUCAAAUAGCAAAGUAUGGUAUACCUGAUUUAGUAAUCAGUGACAAUGGACCCCAAUUUGCUAGCUUUGAAUUUAAACAGUUCUCACAGCAGUACCAGUUUGAACAUACUACUUCAAGUCCACAUUAUCCACAGUCAAAUGGGCAAGCUGAGAGAACGGUUCAAACCGUCAAACGCUUACUGAAGAAAUCAAAUGACCCAUAUCUGGCCUUAUUAGAAUAUCGGAACUCUAAUAUUGAUGAAGUUGGACUUUCACCAGCUCAAAUGUUCCUUGGAAGAAGAUUGAAAACUACAAUACCGACGUCAUUACCAUUACUCAAGGCUGAAGCAUUUGAUAAGGUGCGGGAACAACUGGUAAAACGCCAGAAAAAACAACAACAAAGUUAUGAUCGACAUGCCAGUGGAG